CCGUCCUUAAACCAACGAAGAAGAACGUGCACGCUGACUUUAACGUUUUCAACGGCCUAAAAAGCUUUUAGCUAAAAAAAAAAAAGAAAGAAAGAAAGAAAGAAAGCAAGUGAUUCCUUGACCUCUUCUAGAAGAUUCACAAGUUGACUGUUACAACUGGUAUCAGCUGUUCAACAGAAAAGUUUUAGGCUCAUUUAAAAUCAGCAUUGGCAGUGACCUUCUGAACUCGUGUGGGCGUGUUCGUGACUUUAAACGCUGUGGUGGAAGAAAGUUAGCAGUCUAAAAUUACAGCCUGUGUUUGCCAGCAUGUCGGACAGCGAGUCCAUCAAAAAAAUGUUGCGGUCUGUGCUCCAGUCCAGCAAGAGUGGCGUGUCUAUCAGUAGCCUCCAGUCAGAAUACAGAGGUCUGUGUGGAGAGUUCAUCCCGCUGAAGAAGCUGGGCUACUCUAAACUAGAGGACUACCUCAGAAGCAUCCCCUCUGUGGUCCGCCUGGAUUACUGCAUGGGUGAGAUUAAAUGCUUUGCUGCAGUGUGUCAAGAGACAGCCCACAUUGCUGAGUUGGUCGCCAGACAGAGGAGCUGUAAGAAAUCUGGCCGCUCCCAAGUGGUCAAUUGCAGGAUGAGGUUCAAACCCUCCAACCCAUACAUGCUCAAUGUGAGGCCAAGGUCUUCGCUCCGCCAACCCUCGUCUGCUGAUGCCUCUAACUGGAUAGCUAACUAUUCUCGGCCCCACAAAGUCAGCCACAGAGGCUGCAGUGCCUCAGGGGACUACAGGCAGUUGGACCCAAGGUUUAGCGCCAAUACCCCUGUUGUGCGUAGAGCACCCGCUUCUCAAACAGCUGUACAACAGUGUGCCUUACCUGAAAGGAAAAAGAUAAGCUUUUCAGACAACCACCAGAAGCCCAAAGAGAAGCCUCCUGAGGUGUUGAGGCCCAACCAAUCCCAGUCGAGUCUGUAUAAUGAAGAGUUGGUGCAGAGCAGAGUAAGUCAGCUCCUGCAGAAAUACAGCAGUGGACUGUGGUUGUCUAAACUGCCGGAGGUCUACAAUGAAACGUUCAGUGAGAAGCUCCACCCUCAGACACUCACAGAUGUCGAAAAGUGGACUGACAUCUGUGUGGUUGUGAAACCUUCCAGCACCAAUCAAACUGACUGCCUCAUCUACCCUCCUCUGGCUCCUAGCCCUUCUACUGUCCCUCAACACAACCCCACUCCUCCAACAUCAGCCACUGAUUCAGGCACCAUCACCAAACCCAUUCCAUCAUGUUCCUCAUCAACUGAGCAGCCUUCCACUCAUGCCCAUUCAUUCCACGUUCCUAAAACUACAGUUUCUCCCUUAGCUAAGCCCACCUUUAUUUUUCCCCCACAACCUGUCACUGCCUCUUCAGGUAAACUGUUGUCAUCGGUCACGCUGCGCAGUCCUGCCCUCAACCCAGCUCUUGCUCCCCAGCUUCCCACAUGUAUCAAUCUUGCAAUCAAUGCCAGUGGUGGAUGUAAAGAUACUUACAACUUGCCUACAGCUACGCUCAACCCCAAACAAAAUGCAACACCAGUGGCUCCCCCCCUCCAAAUUGGCUCUGACAUUUUGCCCCUUUUGAAGGUCACCUUCUCCCCUACGUCCGAUUCUGCCUCUUGCCCCCCCUCAAAAUCUUCCACUGUUGCCGUGUCAGCUGAGGUGCGUCAGAGAAUAAAGGAGCUUCUGUCAAAGAACAGUCAUGGUCUGUGGGCCCAUGCUUUGCCCAAACUCUUUAUGGACACUUACAAGGUGCCGUUCCCCGAGCAUAUUCUGGAUAACUUAUCCCUCUUGCUGGAUAUAUGCACUGUGGAGUACCCCAUACCACACAACAAAAAGAAGGCCAUCCUGUAUAUCUGCUACACAGCAGACAUGGAAGCCACAGACAGCCAGCAGUGCAGUCGCCAUCCCCUUCCUUCUGGUUUGGAGGUUGUGGGUGCUGUGAUGCCUCCUCCUCUGGUUGCUCCAUCAGAGCAGUACCCCUCUGUGCUGAUUACUGAUGCCAAGAGCAGCAAUACUGUUACCAUAAGGUAUGUAGGUGAGAGCUACUCCAAUGCCCAGGAGGCCAUGGAGGAAGCCAUGCACUCCUUCUACAGCCAAAGCUCUUCACACCACACUCGGUGUAACCCUGUGGUUGGUCAGCUUGUAGCAGUCAGAGGGGAGGACGGAGACGAGCUUGCCAGAGCUCAGGUCAUGGAGGUUAUGGGCUGUGACAAGGUCAAGGUAUACUAUUUAGACCAUGGCUUCUCUGUCGAAACCAGUGGGACUAAUCUUCUGGAGCUGCACCAGGACUUCUUGUCACUGCCAUUUCAGGCUACUAAUGUUAGACUUGCAGGUCUAGAGGCGUUUAGCUCCCAUCCGUUGGUGCUUUCCUCCUUGGACAAGUUGGCAGUUGGAAAGAUCCUGCUGAUGGAGGCAUUAGAGCCGUGUCAGCAGGGAGAGAUGCCUGUGGUAGUGCUGUAUGACACUUCUCAGGAUGACGACGUCAACAUCAACUCCACCUGCCUGAAGGCUCUGCAAGACAAGACCAUGAACAACCCUCUGACUGUAAAGAAUGGCGCUAACUACAUGUAUAGUGUGAUGCAUGUGAAUGCCACCUAUCAGGACGUGUGUGUAACAGAUGUGUGUGCAGAUGGUAUCAUCCACUGUCAGCUGCCCUCCAGAGGAGCCGCAAGACUGAGCAAGUUGUUGGAGGAAACAGAGGCAAUCUUCGCCUGCCAGGUGACUACUGAGUCCCUGGUGUCUAGACCCUUCAGUGGCAAGGUCUGUCUAGCCCGCUUAAAGGGAAAGUGGUCUAGAGUGGAGAUCACCACCAUGUACGGCAACAGAGUGAUGGAGAUCCUCUUCAUUGACUGGGGUGUUCCAGCAACUGUAGAGGUCACAGCUCUCAGAGAGUUCCCCCUGCUUCUCCUCCAGAAAUUUGUCAUCAUCCCACCACAGGCUACCAAAUGUCGCCUGGCUGACCUUGAUGUUCCACAGGGAGACUGGAGCCCAGAGGCUGUUCUGUGGGUAAAGGAGGUUGUCCUGCGCUCUGAAGACUGUAAAAUGAAGAUCUUGAAAUUGGAGCAGCACAAAGGGGACUGUCUGGUCUAUAUGUACCUGUUCAUCGGCACUGACAGUCAGCAGCUGGACAAGAGCAUCAACUAUCAGCUGGCUCAGUCAGAGCUGUGGCAAAAACUCACAACACGGAGCAACAACAACACAAUCCCCAGCAGUAACAGCAGCAUGGAUACAGCUCACACUGCUCUGGUGGAAAGGUUGACUCUUGGCAGCCUGUCUGGGCAACCUGCUGACAGAGCAGGAAACUCACCUCUACCAGACACGACCACCAAAACAUCAAUGCAGCCACUUCCGCUGCCUCCCCUGCUUGAGCUCCCCCAGCCCGGUCAGAACAUGGAUGUCUUCGUGCCAGUGGCCUGCCACCCUGGUCACUUUGUGCUGCAGCAGUGGCAGGAUCUGCAUAAGCUUGUUGUGUUAAUGGGGGAGAUGAUCCUCUAUUAUAACCAGACGUGUAAGACCAACACCACCACAGAUGUGACGAAAGGAGAUGUCUACGCUGCCAAAAUAGACAAGAACUGGCACCGUGUACAGGUGAAGGGGAUUCUGACCAAUGGAUUGGUUUCUGUCUAUGAGUUGGACCAUGGAAGACAUGAGCUGGUCCAAAGAUCUCUGCUCCAGCCCCUGAUAGAGGAGUUCAGACAGCUGCCUUUCCAGGCUAUCUCUGCACAACUGGCAGGUAUGAAGCAGCAACAGUGGACAGAGGAAGCCUCCAUGUUAUUCAGGAACCAUGUGGAGAAUCACGCACUGGUGGCCCAGGUGGAGAGUGUGCAGGACCUGUCAGAGGUCAAAGGUGAGCUGUGGGAACGCAGGCUAACAGUUUACCUGGUGGACACUACUGUGGAAUCCAGGGACCUUUGGAUUCACAGCAUCAUUGCUGACAUCAGCAGUGACUUGUCUUCAGCAGCUUAGGGUGGGUGUUGGGAAGUGAACCAUCAAGCUGACUCUGGGACUUCAUGCUGACCUCCUAAAAUUGUAUUUUUGAACCAAUAAUUGUUUUUUGAAUCUUUUCAUUUUCUAAGUAUGGGGAAAGUGCUCAGUGAAGUGGAGGCCAAAAGUCACUUUCUUUUAGGUAAUCAUUUUGAAACAACACAGCUUCAUCCCACUUUCAUUCAUCAGCAUUCCCUUUGGUCCUUCAAGUUAAGUCAUCUGUUUGUUGCAUGGUUUGUUGUGUGUGUUAUUCAAUGGUGUUUGUUCAUCUUAUUUGUUUUGUUUGUGCUUUAUGCAUGCAGUGGUGUGUCUCAUUUUACGUUUACUGUUGUGUAUAAACGUUUUGACAUUAAUAUAACCGACUUAACUGCAUCUGCAUUAAUCUACAGCUGUUAAAACACCACUGAUGGGAACACCUUGAUUAAUAUUAUCCUGUGUUAUUUGACUGAAAAGAAUAAGUUGUAAUAUUUCAAGUGUUUGUUUCAAAUUAAAAGCUGUUGACAAAGAAUUCUUCUAUUAAAACAUAUAGCCAAAGCAAGGGU
Acanthopagrus latus (yellowfin seabream) is the source of this 4538-nucleotide messenger RNA. It is a transcript of the gene tdrd7a, whose product is annotated as tudor domain containing 7 a. The record is from RefSeq and is a predicted model, not a curated record. The transcript has 22 exons. NCBI's taxonomy places the organism in Eukaryota, Metazoa, Chordata, Actinopteri, Spariformes, Sparidae. Gene Ontology annotation, biological process: spermatogenesis; lens fiber cell differentiation; lens morphogenesis in camera-type eye. The coding region runs from base 307 to 3978 and encodes 1223 amino acids.